Ylistrum balloti is the source of this 438-nucleotide messenger RNA. RefSeq names its product protein UmuD-like. Gene Ontology annotation, molecular function: DNA binding. The transcript has a single exon. Bases 1 to 438 code for a protein of 145 amino acids. The record is from RefSeq and is a predicted model, not a curated record. NCBI's taxonomy places the organism in Eukaryota, Metazoa, Mollusca, Bivalvia, Pectinida, Pectinidae. Gene Ontology annotation, biological process: regulation of DNA-templated transcription.
AUGAAAGCAGUACGCAUUCCAACAAAAGACAGCGCAAACGCUACACAUACUAUCCUUCCACUUAUUGAAAAUCCAGUACAGGCUGGCUUUCCCUCUCCUGGAGGGGAUUACGAAGAGAAGGAGCUGGAUUUCAAUACACUGCUUGUACAGCAUCCUGCUGCUACUUUUUGUUUACGAGUAGAGGGAGAUUCUAUGUCUGAAGCCGGUAUAGAUACUGGAGACAUACUAGUAGUGGAUAGAUCUUUAGUGCCACAGCAUAAUGAUAUAGUGGUUGCUAGUAUAAACAAUGAAUUUACACUCAAAAGAUUUAUUGUAACAGGAGGAGUAAUGUUCCUACAUGCAGAAAACAAGCACUACCCUGAUAUAGAAAUUCAAGGAUCAAUGGAACUACUGAUAUUUGGUGUUGUUUCCUCUGUGAUAAAACAAUUUAGAAAAUGA